AUGACCGCCAUUCGAGAGUUGCCUCUUGGCUGGAUUGUCUUGACCAGUUUCAUAGGCUGUUCCAUGCCCAAGCUGCUGCAUCUGUCGCUACCCGAAACCGGAUUUCCACCGUUGGUUCUGUAUUUUGUCAUAUUUGGGGGCCUCUUUGCCAUCCAGGCGGGUUUGUUUGCCUUUUAUGCCGUCAUAGUCUACCCUUUAUUCUUGUCUCCAUUUCGACACCUGCCUUCUCCCAAGGGCGGGAUCCCGUUCUUUGGCCAUGGGCGCGAUAUCCGAAUUUACGGGCCCGGACACAUGGCGAGACAAUGGUACGCUCAAGCCAAAGACGACGGCCUCAUGCGCGUCCUCUGGCACGGGAACCAGGAAAUGAUCUUUGUUCGCUCCCAGCAGGCGUUGUCAGAGGUUUUUGUCAAGAACAGCUACCAGUUUGAGAAGCCCGACUUUAUUCGCGGCUUCCUCGCCUUCAUCAUCGGCUGGGCCCUCCUCACCACCGAAGGCGACGAGCACAAGAAGCAGCGCCGCAACAUGCUGCCUGCCUUUUCCUUUCGCCACAUCAAAGACCUGUACCCUCUCUUCUGGAAAAAGUCAUGCGAGAGCGUGGCUGCAAUGGCGGCUGACUGCCGCGCGCAAGACCCCGUCAAAGGCUGCGGCGAGAUGGAGAUUGCCUCGUGGUCUGCGCGCAGCGGGUUAGACAUCAUCGGCCUCGCGGCGACGGGUAUUGACUUUGGGGCCAUUGCCGACGGCGACAAUCCGCUCGCCCAGAGCUACUACUGCCUCAACCCGGCGCCGUCCGACUUCCUUCUCAUCGGCAUGCGCGCGUUCUUGCCGCAAUGGAUCGUUACAAACCUGCCUGUCCCGCGCAUCUGGUCGGUGAACAAGGCCGCCAAGCACAUCCGCCAAGUGUGCCGGGAGCUCAUCGGGGAGAAGAGGGCGAAGCAAGCCAGCAAGGAGGACAUGGGCGUCGACAUUCUCAGCGUGGCGAUGCAGAGUGGCCUGUUUAGCGACGAGAACCUCGUCGACCAGAUGAUGACGUUCCUGUCGGCCGGCCACGAGACGACGGCCGCGUCGCUGGUCUGGGCCAUCUACCUCUUGUCCAAGUAUCCCAAUAUGCAGGAGCGCCUCCGUGCUGAGAUCAGAGAGCACCUGCCGUCGCCUGACGCGGAAAACCACGAAAUCACUAGCAACGAUAUUGACGGCAUGCCGUACCUCAAUGCCGUGUGUAGCGAGGUACUGCGCACGCACGGGCCCGUGGCCACAACGAUCCGCGUGGCCAACUGCAACACGGUCGUCGAGGGCCAGUACAUCCCGCGCGGCACACUCCUCAUUAUCCCCAUCUGGGCCAUCAACACGGAUCCGCUCCUCUGGGGGCCUGACGCCACUGAGUUUAAGCCGGAGCGCUGGCUGACGCCCGAGCAGGGCGGGACAAGCAAGGCCAACGCGGCGAGCGGUGGUGCCACGAGCAACUACGCCUUUAUGACAUUUAUCCACGGCCCGCACAGCUGCAUUGGCGGCAACUUUUCAAAGUCAGAAAUGGCAUGCCUGCUGGCGGCAUGGGUGGGCAGGUUCGAGUUUACCAUAAAGAACAAGGCGCUGCUGGACGAGCGCAACAUGGUCGUCAACCCCAGCGUUGUGGCGAAGCCAGAGGGUGGCUUGCACAUGCUUGCCAAGGUGAUUGACGGCUGGUAA
Messenger RNA from Akanthomyces muscarius, 1683 nucleotides. RefSeq lists its product as uncharacterized. Gene Ontology annotation, molecular function: heme binding; monooxygenase activity; oxidoreductase activity, acting on paired donors, with incorporation or reduction of molecular oxygen. The transcript has 2 exons. Lineage: Eukaryota; Fungi; Ascomycota; Sordariomycetes; Hypocreales; Cordycipitaceae. Bases 1 to 1683 code for a protein of 560 amino acids. The record is from RefSeq and is a predicted model, not a curated record.